AUGCCCCGUCCUUUGCGCGAUAACAACGGCAACAAGGAAAGCGAAGAAGAGGAAGUAAUUCAGUCAGAUGGACUUACUCCUGCUCAGCUCGAAGAAGCAGCUCUCCUCAGUUCCCAAGCUGGUUCAGCCGGUCCUUCUGAACAGUUUGCAAGGCGAGCUAGUAUCAGAGAAGCGUACCAGGAUAUUUGCAGUCAGUUUAAAGGAGAUUCUUUGACGGAUGUGAAGGAGGAUGCUGAGUUGAUUGAAAAUCUUGGCAAGUCAUUUGUGAAUGUGGAUCAGUCAUAUAAGAAUGUGGGCGCUGGAGGCAAGGAACUUGCCGCAGAUGCUGAAACAUUGCUGUCCAUGGCCAAAGUUCUUUUGUCGCAAAUGCAAUCUUUUCAAAGCUCGAACGCGGAAAGGACCGUUACCGCAGCGAAUUUUGCGGAUGCUUUGGUUCGUGAUCAUUGCUACCUUCACAUCCUAAAGUUUUCGGUAAUAACCGUUUAG
Molecule: messenger RNA, 486 nt
Organism: Strongylus vulgaris
Lineage: Eukaryota; Metazoa; Nematoda; Chromadorea; Rhabditida; Strongylidae
Source: the annotation of a GenBank genome assembly